This is a messenger RNA of Exophiala viscosa, 2135 nucleotides long. Its product is annotated as pseudouridylate synthase. The record is from RefSeq and is a predicted model, not a curated record. Gene Ontology annotation, biological process: enzyme-directed rRNA pseudouridine synthesis. Gene Ontology annotation, molecular function: RNA binding; pseudouridine synthase activity. Lineage: Eukaryota; Fungi; Ascomycota; Eurotiomycetes; Chaetothyriales; Herpotrichiellaceae. Bases 463 to 2130 code for a protein of 555 amino acids. The transcript has a single exon.
UUGAACAGACCGUUCUCAUUCAAUGCUGGGGGCAAAGCCUGGGUUUUGUUACGGUAGCCACUACGCAUGAAAUCCAUUGUCGCUGUUGCAUUGUUUGACAACUUUUGUCCCUCGUAUCGGAAUGAGAGCCGUCCGCUCUAGUUUCAACUGCCGUUCUGCCUUCCCAUCCUCCGUCAAAGCCAGUAUUCAGUAGUUUCCAUACGAAACAGCCGCGUAGAUCUUUGUACUAUGUCGCAGAAAAUCCAAAGUGUGGCGUUGCGGCGCAGUGGUGGUUCCGCAACUUGAAAGACUUUCGAGCCGAAAAAGUACUUCAUCAACAACAAUAUAUCCUCUUUGUCUCAAGGAAUCGCGCCAGUGAACCACGCACUCCUAUCGCUGCGCAUAUCACUGGCUCCUUCACAUCGCAUUCUUGCCUACUUGGCAAGUCGGGGUCGACUGCCCAAGCCUCCUCAAAGUCCCAGUAUGGCACUGACUGCGGUCGAAACAAAGCCUGAUUCGUUCUUCGAUGAUCGAAAGCCUCUUGCGCCCCCACCAGCGGUCGCAAUAACACCUGCCGCUGCUCUCCCUCAACCAUACUACGUUGAAAAUGGUCUGCGCCGCGUUGCGCCAUAUCACUUCACGUACAACACAUACUGUAAGCAGCGAUGGCGUGGGCGGGAGAUACUCGACAUUUUCGCUGCAGAAUUUCGUGAUCGGACAAGGGAAUACUACAAAGAAGCGAUCGAAUCAGGACAUAUUCUGAUCAAUGGGAAACCAUGUAAUGAUAUUCAUACCGUUGUGCAGAAUGGAGAUGUCAUCUCACAUACCCUACAUAGACAUGAGCCGCCGGUGACCGCACAACCUAUCCGAGUGAUACAUGAGACAGACGAGAUGAUUGUCAUCGACAAACCUGCUGGAGUACCUGUCCACCCUGCCGGGAGGUACAAUCACAACUCAGUCGUCGAGAUCAUGAAAGCUGAGCGCCAUUCCACUUUCAAACCACUGCCGUGCAACAGACUGGAUCGACUAACCAGCGGAGUCAUGUUCAUUGGUAAGACAAGCAGGGAAGCUGAAGUCAUCAGCGAGAAACUGCGUGGCCGGACCGUGCGCAAGGAGUACGUUGCGAGAGUGAAGGGCAGGUUCCCAGACGGGGAGGGCUGGGAUGGAAGUCCCAUGCGCGGUGGUGUCGUUAGCUGCGAAGAGAGCAUUCUGCAGAUCAGCCCAAUUGUUGGCCUCAACCGGGCUCGAGCAAGCGGGAAGUCUGCCAAAACACUCUUCAGGCGGUUGGCAUACUAUCCCCCACACAAGCAGAAUGAACCACAGUCUGCGGACACCGGGACGAGCUCUGGAGUUGCUCAACCUGCACCAGCGAUAUCUGGCACGGAGAAUGACGGCUAUAGUAUUGUCCACUGCCUGCCGCUGACGGGACGAACUCACCAGAUCCGUGUACAUCUUCAAUUUCUGGGCCAUCCGAUCACCAAUGACCCUAUCUACAGCAACAGAGCAGUGUUCGGUCCUUCUCUUGCACAGAACGAGUCGACUGGAGAGAGGGACGAGGAAAUUAUUGCCAGGCUUAAGAAGGUCGGCAAGACCGAGGUCUCGGACUCUGUUUCGUACGAGCAGGAGCGUUCAGAUAAGCACGUGGAUCAAACUCAGCAGAUGACCGUAUCUGAGGCUGCUAGAAUGACGGACGGCGAGCAGAUUGCGCAUUUCAAGCCGUUGAAUGCAGGGACUCUACAUGCUGGAUCAACGUCGAGACCUGGCGAAGACCCUAUGCACGAUGAGGCCGAAUACGGAGCAUACAUCAAAGCCCACGAUGAUAUGGUAGCUGACUACAACAAGCGUAAAGGAGAGAAGAUGACGGGAGAAAAAUGCGCCGUUUGCGAUACUCCAUUGUACUCAGAUCCUGGACCACAUGAGCUGGGCAUAUAUCUCCAUGCUCUCUCAUACGCAGACUUGGUGCCAGGAAGCUGGAGCUACCGCAGUCCUGUACCGCAAUGGGCUUUACCACCCGCAGGCUAUGAUGGCCCUACGGAUAUUGAUGGUUGGGAGUACGAAGGAGAGGAGGUGUUAGAGAUAGGUGAUGAAAGGGAGGAUGAGAGAGUCAAGAACCUUCAAGGCGCCGAAAGGAACAAGGCAGAAGGUCUCUGACGUGC